Aspergillus affinis is the source of this 855-nucleotide messenger RNA. RefSeq names its product nicotinamide/nicotinic acid mononucleotide adenylyltransferase. Lineage: Eukaryota; Fungi; Ascomycota; Eurotiomycetes; Eurotiales; Aspergillaceae. Gene Ontology annotation, molecular function: nicotinamide-nucleotide adenylyltransferase activity; nicotinate-nucleotide adenylyltransferase activity. The record is from RefSeq and is a predicted model, not a curated record. Gene Ontology annotation, biological process: NAD+ biosynthetic process. The coding region runs from base 1 to 855 and encodes 284 amino acids. The transcript has 3 exons.
AUGACCGACAUCAUGGCCGAACAGACCGAGGUCGCCCCUCAGGCCCCUCCUCAUCUGCCCCCGGCUCCUGCCGAUGACUACGCCUUCCCGGAGCUCCGACUGAAGCAGAAGAUGGACGACCCGGAGAAGACCCCUCUGCUGCUGGUGGCCUGCGGCUCCUUUUCUCCCAUCACUUAUCUUCAUCUGCGCAUGUUCGAGAUGGCGGCCGAUUACGUCAAGUUUAGCUCGGAAUUCGAAAUCGUCGGCGGAUACCUCUCUCCGGUGUCGGAUGCGUACCGCAAGGCCGGAUUGGCGAGCUCAGAACAUCGAGUAGCAAUGUGCCAGCUAGCCGUGGACCAGACCUCCGAUUGGUUAAUGGUUGAUACCUGGGAACCGAUGCAGAAGAAAUAUCAGCCCACUGCUGUGGUGCUGGACCACUUUGACCACGAGAUUAACACAGUGCGGCAAGGAGUGGAGGUUGGAAAUGGCUCUCGCAAGCCGGUGCGCAUUGCCCUGCUGGCCGGGGCGGAUUUGAUCCAUACCAUGUCUACCCCCGGCGUGUGGAGUCAAGAGGAUUUGGAUCACAUUCUCGGCAAAUACGGUUCUUUCAUCGUCGAGCGCAGCGGAACGGACAUCGACGAAGCCCUUGCAGCAUUGCAACCCUGGAAGAAGAACAUCUAUGUCAUCCAGCAACUCAUUCAGAAUGACGUCAGCAGCACCAAGAUCCGUCUUUUCUUGAAGCGUGAGAUGAGCGUUCGCUAUCUGAUCCCGGUGCCCGUUAUCCACUACAUCGAGAGAAACGGUCUCUAUGUCGAUGACGGCGCAACGGCAGGUUCCACAACCGACAAAGGCAAGGAACGACAGGAAUCAGGCUGA